AUGGAUGCCCCCAAUGCCUUUGCUGCUGGACACAGGGCUCGUCGUUAUUGUAUUCCAACAAUUAUUCAAUCAAAUCGUGUUGAUUGUCGGCCUAGACCUUUAGGCGUGCUUAAACGCAGUGUCUCAACAAGCUUUGCAACUCCAGUAACUAAAGUAACACCUUUUGGUGGCCAAUACACGCCAAAUUGGAAUUAUUUUUAUUACAAUCCACGUCCGUCAUUUAAUGUAGAUAAAACUUAUUUUGGAGAUCCGAGAAAUGUUUAUUGGACAGGAAAGCAUUCAAAUCUUCCAGCAAUUAAUACUUUUGAUAGAAAGGAAACUACAAGUGCAAAUUGCAGAGAUUUUCAUAACCAAAAACAUUGGAAUUAUCCUUUUAGUUAUUGGGCAACUUAUUAUUAUUGGAAUUAGAAGAGAGAAGGAAAGGAAGGAUAUUAGCAUUUUAGAAUGGUAAGGUGGUUUUUCGAGAAGUGUGCUGGAUACAAUACUGUAGUCCUGUAGCAAUCUGUACUGAAAAAAUUUAUAAAAUAACAUUUCACUUCAUUUUUAAUAGGUUUAAAGUAAAUGUGUCAAUUUUCAAUUUAAUGUUAAUAAUUUUUGACAUUUAUA
Meloidogyne enterolobii is the source of this 606-nucleotide messenger RNA. NCBI's taxonomy places the organism in Eukaryota, Metazoa, Nematoda, Chromadorea, Rhabditida, Meloidogynidae. The record is from the annotation of a GenBank genome assembly.